UGCGGACGAUGGUGAUAGCUACAAUUUGGGCGCGUUCGAUCAAACGAACGGUCCGUGGCCGAUCCGGCAACCGUUGCCACUGCCCAAGUGGUCCAGUCGGCCGGUCACACCGUUCGUGGUGGACAAGCUGUGGCAGUACGAGGACCUGAUCGGUCUGAUCGAAACCAAGCUUCAGCGUAUGCUCGAGGAGACGCACUACAACACGGCAAACAAUUUUGUGGAUUUUUACAGGGCCUACCGGGCCGCUCACCGUCACGGCCGCGGUGAGCUGAAGACACACUUCCAGCACUAUACCAUCCCGAUCAACCGUCGGCACCAUAUGUGUGUCAGCUUGGGAAUGGAAAUAGUCUCAAGAAUCGCAGAACAUCAUCCGGACAUUGCACGUCUGUUCUAUCUGGUAUCGUGCGAAGAAGCGUUAGACGAGUCGGAUUCGUACAUUCAACACUGUGAGGAGAAUGGUAUCGAGUAUGCCGGGUCCACCCUGGAGAAGGAGCAUGCAAUGGUAGCGAUGAAGAUCUUGGUCGGAGGACGCGAAGGUGUGCUUAUCCUCGAUCCAGGCUACCAUGUGGCGCGUGCCGUCACUGUCAUGAAGGACCAGAAGUACCCUCACACCGGGUGGUUCACACAGUCGGACGAACCGCACUGCAAGCGCGAGUACAGCUACGCACUGCACGACGAGAGCAGUGACUACAUCACCUGGACAGAACGUAUGACUCGCGGUGGAAAGCAACAGUACGAAGAAUCGCUAGUGUACAUCGCACGCUCCUACCGUACGGCAAUCGAUGUUACCGUGCGUCGUAACUUGGUGUACAACUUCCGGUCACUACUGUCCCGCGACGCAAAAGGACGCGUCUGUGCCGGACUGUACUUCCCAGUUGUACCCAAUCCACACGAUGCGCAUGUGACACUGUUCUACGACAAUGCUAACGCUUCACAGGUGAAACAGAAGUUUAUGUUCGCCUUGUUCAAAGAUCCGGAAAAGAUUCCUGACCCGGUACUGGCCCAUCUUGAAAAUUUGGCCCCACAAUUGCGCAUGAAGCUUGGUGACCUGAUCGACCUGAUGGUGGAUCUUGCCGAGUCGGUACACGACAUCGAAUUCGUGCAGCAGGUGCUCGAGAUUAACAAUAACAUCAACGAGCUCUCGGCGGAUAAUUAA
This is a messenger RNA of Anopheles marshallii, 1156 nucleotides long. RefSeq lists its product as uncharacterized. Lineage: Eukaryota; Metazoa; Arthropoda; Insecta; Diptera; Culicidae. Bases 179 to 1156 code for a protein of 325 amino acids. The record is from RefSeq and is a predicted model, not a curated record. The transcript has 3 exons.